Molecule: messenger RNA, 1140 nt
Organism: Lachancea dasiensis
Lineage: Eukaryota; Fungi; Ascomycota; Saccharomycetes; Saccharomycetales; Saccharomycetaceae
Source: the annotation of a GenBank genome assembly
AUGCCCCAUGCUACAGAGAUGGCGUCGCUCAAAAUUGCUGUUCUGGGCGCGGGCGGCGGGAUAGGCCAGUCGCUGUCGCUGCUGCUGAAGACCGAGCUGCGCAGCACGUGCCUGGCGGCGGAGUCCGGGAUCCACGUGGCGCUGUACGACGUGAACCGCGACGCGGUCGCCGGCGCCGGCACGGACCUGUCGCACAUCAACACGCCCGUGACAGUCACGUGGCACGCGCCGGGCGGCUCCGGCGCGGACGACCCGCUGGCCACGUGCCUGCGCGACGCGCAGCUGGUGGUGAUCCCCGCGGGGGUGCCGCGCAAGCCCGGGAUGACACGUGACGACCUGUACGCCAUCAACGCGCGCAUCGUGACGACGCUGGCGGCGGGCAUUGCCGCGCACUGCGAUCUGAGCCGCACGUUUGUGCUGCUCAUCUCCAACCCAGUCAACUCGCUGGUGCGCGUGCUGGUGGACACGCUUGUUGCGAGUAGCAGCGCGGGGUCUGCAGCUGCGGCCGCGCAGGAGGUGCCGCGGCGCGUGUUUGGACUGACGCAGCUGGACGCGGUCCGCGCGUCCACCUUCCUGCACGAGGCUCUGGGCCGCCAUGCACGCGAUGUGGUCCGCGUUCCUGUGGUGGGUGGCCAUUCCGGCCACACCAUCGUGCCGCUCUUCUCGCAGGCGACGGGCCAGUACGUCUCUGCCAACACCCCGCACGUGUUCACGGACGAGUUGCGGGACGGUGUUGCCGCGCUCGGAGCCGAGGCCCUCGCGCAGCUCGUGCACCGCGUUCAGUUUGGAGGAGACGAGGUGGUGAAGGCCAAGAACGGAACCGGAAGCGCUACUUUGUCGAUGGCUUUUGCCGCGGCUCAGGUGACCCGGGCUUUUGCAGAGCUGUUGCUCGGAGUCAGAUCAGAGAUUCGGGACACGCUGUACGCAAACGUGGGAGGUAUUACCAGGGUGGCCGGGGACCAGAGUCAGGAACUACACAAGCUGACGGGCGGUCUGCGUUAUGUGUCGCUGCCGCUCACAAUCACUAGCGAUGGAUUGCAGAGCUACGACACAAAGUGGGCCCGUAGUAUGACGCCGGCGGAGCAGGAGCUGUGGUCGGGCUGUGUGGAAGAGCUGCAAGGCUCUGUGCAUGAAAAGUGA